Camelina sativa (false flax) is the source of this 2799-nucleotide messenger RNA. The record is from RefSeq and is a predicted model, not a curated record. Lineage: Eukaryota; Viridiplantae; Streptophyta; Magnoliopsida; Brassicales; Brassicaceae.
GCAGAAGAAGAAGAAGAAGAAGAAGAAGAAGAAACAACACGCGAGAAAUUUCAGAUCUUUCUUCUCUCUCUCUCCGCAUCUCCUUUGCGCAACCCUCGUGUAAUUCUUAGAAGAAGAAGAACCCUUUUGUUAUACUUUCACUUUCUCUGGAAAAAUCUCGUUUUUUUUUUUUUUUUGCGUGUUUUAGAAUCUCUCUCUCUCUCUUUUAUCUUCCCUGGGAUUUGGAUUUCCGAUCAUUGAGUUUUUAUCGGAGAGAUCCUCUUGUCACAUUCAGGAGAGAAGAAGAAGACAAGUGUAGUUUAAGUCUUUAAUGCUGAGAAAGUGAGAAACCGUGUUGAUGGAUUCUUCUUCCCUACUUUAGUUGCAGAUCUAGAGCUUAACCCUGAAGACCAAACAAAAAAGGUUUGUUUUUGUCUCAUAAGUGUUUGAUGGUCGUAUGAUGACUCACAUGCAUGUCCUCUGAAUCUGUUCAGCAACAACAAAGCUUUCCCUUUGAGUUGAUAUGUCUGGUAUUGAAGAAAUUGGUACCUUUGACGAAUUUAGGGAGAGAAGAUCAGACUUUGAAAUCUCUGAAGAUGAGCGACGGCGCUCCAAAAUAGGGAAUUUGAAGAAGAAGGCCAUCAAUGCUUCAACCAAGUUCACUCAUUCUUUGAAGAAAAGGGGCAAAAGGAAAAUUGACUAUCGGAUUCCUGCUGUCUCCAUUGAAGAUGUAAGGGAUGAAAAAGAAGAGAGCGUUGUGCUUGAAUUUCGCCGUAAGCUUCUUCAGAGAGAUUUGUUACCUCCUAGACAUGAUGAAUACCAUACUCUUCUCAGGUUUUUGAAAGCUAGGGAUCUUAACAUUGAAAAAACUAUCCAGAUGUGGGAAGAAAUGCUAAGAUGGAGAAAAGAGUAUGGGACAGAUACCAUACUAGAGGACUUUGAUUUCGAAGAGCUUGAAGAAGUUUUGCAAUACUAUCCUCAAGGCUAUCAUGGAGUUGAUAAGGAAGGAAGACCUGUCUACAUUGAAAGACUUGGAAAAGCUCAUCCUUCUAAGCUUAUGCGUAUCACCACCAUAGAUAGAUAUUUAAAGUACCAUGUGCAGGAGUUUGAGAGAGCUCUCCUGGAGAAAUUCCCUGCAUGCUCAAUUGCCGCAAAGCGUCGAAUCUGUUCCACGACUACUAUACUAGAUGUGCAAGGAUUGGGAAUUAAGAACUUCACACCAACAGCUGCAAAUCUUGUGGCUGCCAUAUCGAAGAUUGACAACAAUUACUACCCUGAGACGUUGCAUAGAAUGUACAUUGUAAAUGCUGGAACAGGUUUCAAAAAGAUGCUUUGGCCUGCUGCUCAGAAGUGUCUUGAUGCAAAGACCAUUGCAAAAAUACAUGUGCUAGAAUCCAAAUCUUUGUCUAAGUUACAUGAAGUCAUUGAUUCAAGUCAAUUGCCAGAAUUCCUAGGAGGUUCAUGCUCUUGCUUUGGUGAUGGAAGAGGGUGUCUUCGUUCUAAUAAAGGACCCUGGAAUGAUCCUGAAAUAAUGAAGCUCAUCUACCAUGGAGAAUCAUCACUCUUUAGGCAAAUUACCAGGAAGCUUAGUGACCCGCAGAAUUCUUCCUCCUACAUAAGUAUACAUCCAUCGAUGGCUAUGCAAGCUGAGACUUCAGCGGCCGAGUCGGUAUCUUGUUCUGAUGUUCCUACUUCUCCAACUGGAAGAAUGUGCUCAGCUUCUGCUCAUGUGAAUCCAGCUUAUGAGGAAUCUAGAGCAUCAGAUGCUAACGGCUAUUAUAGUUGCGAUGACAAGUUUGCCGUACCUGACAAAGCUGGUAACCGAAAAGGCCAAGAAAGGCAAUCCCAUUACCAAAUGUUCGAACUCAAUCAAACACCUCUCGGUUUAAAAUGUGAAACAUCUCCACCAGGUGCUCCCAUAGUCCGUAGGCUUCAUGGUUUAAGGGGAACAAUUGACAAGAUAAAAUGUGAGAACCUAGCGAAAAGGCUACUUUCUUUGAUGCUGAAACUAGCUGCUGUUUUCCGUUGUACUCCGUUUGAGCUUCUGAGAAGCCAGACUACAGUUAGCACUUCAAGUCCAACAGAAGAUGACAGUAGGUGCAGCCUCAUCCCAACCCCUAGACAGCCUAAAAUGAAAGACCGGAUUCUUCCAUGUUUGGAGCGUAUUCAGAAACUGGAGAAAAGUUACGACGAUAUCCGGAACAAACCCGUUGCAAUACCUGUAGGGAAGGAGAGAAUGUUGAUGGAUUCUUUAGACAGAAUUAAGUCGGUUGAGUUUGAUCUCGAUAAAACAAAGAGGCUUUUACACGCCACGGUGAUGAAACAGAUGGAGAUAACUGAAAUGCUGCAAAGUUUACGAGAUUCCCAACUUCACAGAAGAAGAAGAUUGUUCUGUUAAAAACCAUAAGGGAACAUCUGAGUUUUGCACAAAUACAAAUCUGCACAUACAGAGAGAGAGAAAGAGAGAACAGAUUCCGAAAACAAAACACAUGUUAGGUUCUUUAGCUCCUUCCCUUCUCCUCCUGAUCUAACUUUUGUUCACAACUUUUCUCUCCUUUUUUUUAUAAAUAGGUCCCUCUGCUUCUACUUUUUAAGUUAUAAAAAGAAGAAAAAGAAGAAGAUAAGGACAGUGAAAACAUCUGAUGAUCAAUCAAUCCUGUCUUUGAUAAUAUAGAUUCUUUUAAGUACCAAACCCUUUUGUUGUAACCUGGUGUAGUUAAGAAACUACACUAUAAGAGCUAAACAAAUGAGAUUUUGUAAAUCUUUUGAAGGUAUUUUGAUAAUGGAGGAUCAGGAAGAAUCCAUUUGUUUAACAUGAAA